Messenger RNA from Pseudomassariella vexata, 1733 nucleotides. Its product is annotated as condensation domain-containing protein. Gene Ontology annotation, biological process: amino acid activation for nonribosomal peptide biosynthetic process; secondary metabolite biosynthetic process. NCBI's taxonomy places the organism in Eukaryota, Fungi, Ascomycota, Sordariomycetes, Amphisphaeriales, Pseudomassariaceae. Gene Ontology annotation, cellular component: cytoplasm. The record is from RefSeq and is a predicted model, not a curated record. The transcript has a single exon. Gene Ontology annotation, molecular function: phosphopantetheine binding; catalytic activity. The coding region runs from base 4 to 1593 and encodes 529 amino acids.
GCGAUGGAACUGAAGCUCCAGCGCCUCUGGUCGGAAGUGCUGGGCGUGGGGCUCGAGGCUAUCAGCCCGGAGGAUAAUUUCUUCCGGUUAGGCGGCGACUCGGUGGCCGCCAUGAAGCUGGCCGCCGCGCUCCGUCGCCAAAAGCUGAAACUUUCAGUCAAACAAAUCUUCAGUUUCCAGACUAUUGCCCUGCAGGCUGCGUCCACUAAAUGCCUUUCAAUGCUGGACGAACCGCUGCGGUCUCAGCAUGGUCCUAUGGCACCAUUUUCACUCUCUACUGCUCUUAGCUCAGCGGAGUUGUCGUCUAUGAUCUCCCGAUUUCCUGUGGAUGAAGUCCUUGAUGUUCUUCCCACCACUCAUUUUCAGCACAUGAUAAUCAGCCGCGGCGUAAAGUCUUCUCAUGCUGCGCUAAAUUACCCAGUGCUAAACUUAGGUCGUUCUGUUGAAGUAGAACGCUUGCAAGAUGCUUGCCGCUCCGUCGUGGCACACUUGGAGGUCCUUCGCACAGUUUUUGUCGAACAUGGAAAUCGAACGUGGCAAAUUGUUUUGCGUCAUCUGGAUCCUCCUUUUUACACCAUCGACCAAGCCAGUUCCCGAGACGACUUGUCACGUUCAAUCAUUACACAAGCCAGCACGUGUGUCGGUGGAAGUUAUCCUAUGCUGUCCUUCACUUUGGUCUACCAACAGUCAUCAGAGCUCCAACUUGUCGUUGGUCUCUCCCAUGCCCAAUAUGAUGGGUUUUGUAUGCCUCAAUUCUUAAAGUCUUUGUCGCAUGCUUAUUAUGGGGUGCAGCUCCCGCGCACCGUCCCUUUCUCAACCUACAUGUACUCGCGAGCUGCACGUCAUGCAGAAUCAGUCUCGUUCUGGAAAAAGUACCUUGAAGGUUCGAGAUUGAUCAAUCUUUCAUCUCAUUUGAGUACAACCAGCCAAUCCGGUGUACCUUCACGAGUGAUUGAAACAUCCGGCAUGCUUGAGCAUAUCGAACUACCCACCCUACCCAACGGUAUCACCGUUUCAUCUUUCCUUCAAGCUGCAUGGGCUCUGACUCUACUCCACGCCACAAAUGUCCAAGACAUGGUCUACGCUAUAGUAGUUACUGGGCGCAAUUCUACGAUUCAUGAGAUUGACGAUGUUGUAGGGCCCUGCGUCAACAUCAUUCCAGUUCGACUGAUAUUCUCUCCAAAUUGGACCGCCCUUGACCUCGUCAAAGCUGUACAGAGUCAAGUUCUCACUAUUGGUGAACAAGAUUCACUUGGUUUCAAUGAGAUAGUUCAACAAUGUACGGACUGGCCCUCCAUUUCUACAUUUGAUGCCUUUUUUCAAUCCCAGAACGUGGACGAACAUCCAGAACACAACAUCAGCGGCUCUCAAACCCAGCUGCAGUGGAUGGAGAAUCCAUACGUCGAGCAGGAUGAGUUCAGCAUCACGACGUAUACUCAGGGCCAGCAAUUGAGAUUCGAUAUCGUUUCUGGCACACACGUUAGUUCCAAAGAUGCAGCUCUCUUGAGAUGGUGGUUCCACAAUGCUGUUUCUGUACUGGGAAUGCAUCUGCAGACCAACGCGCCCAUUUGUCGGCAGAACAUAGCUGCAUGAUAGGAUAUAAGUGGCUUUGUUCUUUUAUUUGAAAUUCGAUAAUCGUGAAGCAGAAACUACGCACUGUAGCCUAGAAGCAUUCACUUAUAUUGAUCUUUGUACAUUAGCGUUAUCAGGAAUCAUAAUAUUUUAGACGAAUC